AUGAAGCAUGGUAUAGUGUAUGCUGCUGAUGGUUACAGAGAAGGUAAUGGGGUUGAAAUCGUAUCAAUGGAUCCAGAUUAUGUCCUAGAUGAAGGCGAAGAUAGUGGACUGAUAGAAGUAGAAGUCGAUGCUGAGUCAGAACCCUCUACUGAGGAGGAUAGAUUUGAUGACAGUGCUGAUGAUGGUGAACAUGAGGAUUACUUUGGGUUCGAUGUAGAGGAUGGUGUUGAUGGUGGACAAUCAAAUGCGUUUGGUGGGUUUAAUGGCCCGCUAAAUCAAGAAGGCAUAACAGAUAAGGGUGCUGAGGAUAAUGAAGCUGCUGGAGAGAUGGAUGAAGAAAUUGGAGACAUUUCGGAUGGUUAUGAAACUGAAGACAUAGAUAGUUACGAGGGAGAUUCUGAUGACAUGAUUAAGAAAAAAAGGUUUCCUAAGUAUGAUGAGGCAGAAAUGUGUAGAGAAUAUGAGUUUAAGGUUGGGUUGGAGUUCAAAACACUGUCCCAGUUUAAAGAUGCAAUUAAAGAGCAUGUCUUAUUGAAUGGGAGAGACGUAAGGAUAAAAACCUUGAAGGGCAAGCAUACCUGCGGGAGAAGUUAUAGUGGUAGGCUUGCUUCUAGUGAGUGGAUAUCAAAAAAGAUUGUCAACAACAUUAGUCGUGGAGAAGAUAUGCGGCUGGCCACUAUUAUUCAAACAAUUCAGGACAAGUAUAUGGCAAAUGUUAGUGUUGGAAAGGCUUACUGGGCAAGGAGAAAAGCAAGGGAAGAAGUACAUGGAAGGGCCAUACUACAAUAUGCCAAAUUGAGGAAAUAUUGUGCUGAGAUAUUAAGAGUAAAUCCGGGGUCCAAGCUUACUAUUGUUGUGGAUAGGCCAUCUUUAACACACCAACCGCGAUUCAUGAGGAUGUACAUGUGCUUUGAAUCGGUGAAGCAGGGCUUCUUGGCUGGUUGUAGGCCGAUCAUAGGAGUGGACGGGUGUCACUUGAAAGGGGACCAUGGUCAACAGCUACUAGUUGCAGUAGGGAGGGAUCCUAAUGACAAUUAUUUUUCAAUUGCGGUUGCAGCAGUGGAGCCGGAAACAAAGGACAGCUGGGGAUGGAUCCUUGAUUUAUUGCUGGAUGAUAUCAGUGAAUCAAGAAGAUGGGUAUUCAUGUCGGAUCAACAAAAAGUAAGGAUAAUAUGA
This is a messenger RNA of Arachis stenosperma, 1176 nucleotides long. RefSeq lists its product as uncharacterized. The coding region runs from base 1 to 1176 and encodes 391 amino acids. The record is from RefSeq and is a predicted model, not a curated record. NCBI's taxonomy places the organism in Eukaryota, Viridiplantae, Streptophyta, Magnoliopsida, Fabales, Fabaceae. The transcript is spliced from 2 exons.